GCCAGUCGCCGGGGGCGCGCGGGGCUACUUGCGUCACUUCCGCUACCGGGGGGCGGCCGGGCCUGGUGCGGCGGCGGAGCGGGAUCGGGCGCGCAGGAGGCGGCGAGACCGCGCCGGGCCGGGGCAGGAACACAGUGUGUUAAGUUAUCUCAGCAACCAUGCUGGCUGCCAGGCUGGUGUGCCUGAGGGCACUGCCAUGCCAGACCAUCCGCCCCACCAUCACUCAGGCUUCCCCAGCCUUGAGGAACUCCAGCAUAAAAGCAUACAGGCUGUGGCAGCCUAGCCAGAGUUAUGCCAGCAGAGCAAGAAUGGGUGCAAGGCGUGGAAAACUUGGCCAGGAUCUGAAAGACGCAGCAUUUGAGCCAUCUGCAGAUGCUGCACUUAAAGCUGAUCGCCUGGGGAAAUUCAUUCUUGCUGGAGGGGCUGCUGUUGGCCUGGGAGCCCUCUGCUACUAUGGAAUGGGCAUGUCCAGUGAGAUUGGGGCUAUCGAAAGGGCUGCUAUUUGGCCACAGUAUGUGAAGGACAGAAUUCACUCUACCUACAUGUACUUUGCGGGCAGCAUUGGCAUGACAGCUCUGUCUGCUGCAGCAGUGAGCAGAACUCCUGCACUCAUGAACCUCAUGACAAGGGGCUCCUGGCUGGCAAUUGGUGCAACUUUUGCAGCCAUGAUUGGUGUUGGAAUGUUGGUCAGGACCAUAUCCUAUGAACAGAAUCCCAUAGCCAAACAUGCUGCGUGGAUGAUGCAUUCAGGUGUCAUGGGUGCAGUGGUGGCUCCUCUGGCCUUCCUUGGUGGUCCUCUGCUGAUCAGAGCUGCCUGGUACACUGCUGGAAUUGUUGGGGGGCUCUCAACUGUGGCCAUGUGUGCUCCAAGUGAAAAAUUCCUGAACAUGGGAGCACCACUUGGCAUAGGCUUAGGUUUUGUCAUUGCUUCUUCAAUCGGAUCCAUGUUCCUGCCUCCCACCUCUGCUUUUGGCGCCGGCCUGUAUUCGGUAGCAGUGUAUGGUGGCCUGGUGCUCUUUGGCAUGUUCCUGCUCUAUGACACACAGCUGGUGGUCAAACGGGCUGAAACUCUGCCCCUCUACGGCGUGGUCAAGUACGACCCCAUCAAUGCAUGCCUGGGUAUCUACACUGAUACACUGAACAUCUUCAUUCGGGUGGCCACCAUGCUUGCAGGGGGUGGAGGUGGCAGGAAAAAGUAAACAGAGACUCAACUUUGCAACUGUCUGACAGCCUACCUAGUGCACAUAUUAAAUAAACAUUCAUGGUUAAAGCA
This is a messenger RNA of Haemorhous mexicanus (house finch), 1273 nucleotides long. RefSeq names its product growth hormone inducible transmembrane protein (gene GHITM). The transcript is spliced from 9 exons. Lineage: Eukaryota; Metazoa; Chordata; Aves; Passeriformes; Fringillidae. The record is from RefSeq and is a predicted model, not a curated record. Gene Ontology annotation, cellular component: mitochondrial inner membrane. Bases 159 to 1199 code for a protein of 346 amino acids.